AUGAACUCGUUAGCACCACAACAAUAUUGUUUACGGUGGAAGUAUCAUCACUCAAAUUUACAAGCAAUGUUUUCUCAACUUUUAGAACGGGAGAGUUAUUGUGACGUUACAUUGGCUUGUGAGGGAAAAACCCUUAGAGCCCAUAAGGUUAUGCUUUCUGCUUGUAGUACUUACUUUGAUACUAUACUGUCACAGCAUGAUGAGAAUAAAGCAAUAGUUAUUCUCAAAGAUGUUAAGUUCUCUGAUAUUCAAGCCUUAGUCAGUUUUAUGUACAAAGGAGAAAUUAAUGUUGAAAAUACCGAGCUUUCUUCUUUGUUAAAAACUGCAGAAGAACUUAAGAUUAAAGGCUUGGCUGAAGUAUCAUGGAGAUCAGAUCAAGAACAGCAAAACCAAAGUUUUAAUGUAACUGCUGAUGAGUCAAAUAUUAGCAAGAAGAGAAAAUUAGAUUCAACACUCGCUACUACUGCUAAUAUAAAAAAAGAAUUUACAGAUAAACCACAAGAAAAUGAUGAUAUGGAUGGAGCAGAUGUUGAAGACGAGUCUGAACCUGAACAGUCCAUUUGGGAACCAGAAAUGCAACAUGUGGUUGAUACUGACAAUGUAGAGCUUCCUAAACCAACAACUGGUACAGUAAAUGUAACAACUUUUUCAUCUGAAGAAGAAAGAGCAAGUAGUGUCACCAAUGCUAGCCAAGGAUUCAGUGAACAACCAGCACAUGUUCCAGAUCUAAGCCAAUUUUCUGAUGUAAUGAAAAUGAAUGACUAUCUAGAAUCAGGUGGACGCCGUCCACAAUUUUGGGAAGAACCUUUUACUAAAAGACUUAUGGAAGCAAUAAAAAAUAAAGAACUAGAAAUGAAAGUUGCCGCAGAGUUAAUGGGAGUAUCUUAUGGAACCCUUUACGGUAGAUAUCGAGACGCUUAUGGUUGCUUAAAACAUCCGUACAGAGUUCGAGAUUUUUGGUUGGAACAAGGUCCAGCAGAUGUAUUGGCUAAAUUGCAAAGAAAAGAAUUAACUCUAUUCCGAGCAGCAGAAAUACUAAAUGUCACUGUAACCACAUUGGCUAACUACUUGUCAACAAUGAGACAAGGAGAUAAUUCAAUUACUGUAUCUACUGCUACUGUAAGUGCUACUGACAAAUCAACAUUUAGAGAAGAUGCUAUGUCUGAAAGUGAUAGAGAAGAAGGUUCUGAUGAAGAUGAUGAGGACAAUGAUGAAAUUGAAAAUAUUAUAACAAGUAGUACCACUCAAUCUCAACAAAAUAAACCAGACAUCACUUUAGUUACAGCACCAGGUUCAAUAUCUAAAGUGAACAAUCUAAACGGUAACUAG
Molecule: messenger RNA, 1329 nt
Organism: Macrosiphum euphorbiae (potato aphid)
Lineage: Eukaryota; Metazoa; Arthropoda; Insecta; Hemiptera; Aphididae
Source: the annotation of a GenBank genome assembly